GGGAACGUGAAACGUGCUAAGUAGUCAUGGCGAUAGUAUUAUACAGUCGGUAACAUACGGUUCCACCUUCUCCGUCGAUACCUACGUCCUGGCAUCGUAGUAUUCGCCAAUUUUUUUUGAUCACGUCAUAUUAUAACUUGUAUUAUUCAGCACCUUCGUGAUGGAGUCUGCCAAAAAGAAAUGCAAGAUCACCGCGAGUGCCCGACAACUUUGGGAAUUGAACAUAUGUGUCACUUGCUCAAAGCCUUUGGACUCUACUUCAAAAUUAUUGAGUUGCCUUCAUGGCGUAUGCAACCAAUGUAUUGAAAUGAGUUUUAACAAAUCUGGUAAUUUCUUAUGCGAAUGUGGAGUACAAACUGACAUUUCAAAAAGACUCAUAAAUUGUACAUUAUUUUGUGAACAGUUUGAUGAAUUUAUUUUAAGAAACAAUUUUAUGGAUGAGGAAUACCAAAAGAAAGAUUAUGGUCAAUACAUAACGAAAGUCCCAUGUCCAAAUUGCGAUGAUAAAUACAUUGAAGCAUAUUGUACUACAUGCAAUAAAUUGCACUGUGCACUGUGCCAAUUAGUGAAUCAUAAAAGUCACCGUUUUAAAACUAUAAGCAAAGCUAUGGAGGAGAUCCGUUCAAAUUUAAUGAAAAAUAAAGUUAACUUAUGUGAAAAAUCAAAUUUUGCAAAUGAAGUGAAAUCAUGCUUAGCGUCAAAUAUUACUACGCUAAGAACGCAAAAGCGUGAAAUGAAAAUAGAAAUACAGAAAAAAUUUGAUGAGUUUCGAGACGAACUGAUAGUAAGCGAAGAUAGAAUGAUGGAUUAUGUGGAAUCGUAUUAUAAAGUGAAAUUGGAGCAUUUGACUAAAAAUAAAUUGUUAAUGGAGGAAUUAAAAAAAAAAUACGAUUUCUAUUUGAAUUUUUCUCAGUCUGCUUUGAAAAGGGAAAACCGGGCAGAUCUAGACAUAACAAAUUUAGUCAACAAUCAAGUGUCGAGUGUCAGAAAAGGUUUCAUAACGGACAUUAGUGGAUUAGAUUCAACUGAUACAAAAUGUAUUGAAUUAACAGUUGUGUUGGACGAUACACUGCGUAAAUUAAUUGAAUCCGUUAAAAACAUUGCAAUUUCCAAGCCACAGACAUAUGUAAAAGCAAUUGAUGCGAUUAGUAAGACCGUGAAUAUUACAUCUUUUCCGGGAUACCUCAGUGCCACUAAGGUAAGAUUUAAAACUGUAUAAAUAAUCGUUUAGAACUUGACAUAUAAUUUGUUG
Messenger RNA from Acyrthosiphon pisum (pea aphid), 1252 nucleotides. Its product is annotated as tripartite motif-containing protein 55-like. The transcript is spliced from 9 exons. Gene Ontology annotation, molecular function: zinc ion binding. The coding region runs from base 161 to 1219 and encodes 352 amino acids. Lineage: Eukaryota; Metazoa; Arthropoda; Insecta; Hemiptera; Aphididae. The record is from RefSeq and is a predicted model, not a curated record.